Purpureocillium lilacinum is the source of this 3450-nucleotide messenger RNA. RefSeq lists its product as uncharacterized. The record is from RefSeq and is a predicted model, not a curated record. NCBI's taxonomy places the organism in Eukaryota, Fungi, Ascomycota, Sordariomycetes, Hypocreales, Ophiocordycipitaceae.
AUGCGUGCCAUCACGUCUUUCGGGGCCUUGAUGGCCAGCAGCCUCGUUCAUCGAGUGGCUGCUCAAGCUCCGGCCUACGAAUCUUCCGACGGCAGCUCAGGUGCAGACCCUUACGACAAGCCUGGUGACUCGUCCCCUGCGGGAGGCAACACUGUCGGUGCUGGCGGCAUCCCUGGCGGCUUGCCCGGUGGCCCAACCUGUGUCAUGGAGGCCACUACCACCGUCUUCGUCACUGUGUACCCAACCAGCCCCAUUGUCACCGUGGGAGGCUCUCCUGACGGUUCUGGAUCGGAUCAGACUCUGCACGGCACCACAAACCCCACGCGGACCAUUCAAGUUUCUCCCAUCAAUUCUGCCCAAGCCACGGAACUUGCCCCCUCUCCUUUCACUACCAUCACCAUUGACGUCUCUGGGGGUGGCCCCGGCUCCGAUGGUAACUCUGGACCUGUCACUGGCUCCCCUUCUGGUUCCUCUGGUCAAGACGGGUCCUCCCCGUCCGGCGCGCAAUCCAAUGACUCUCCUGCCAGCUACUACGGUGGCUCUGGCUCUCCCGGGCCCAAUUCAGCGACUGCCACUGCUGGUCCCGCCGGUCCAGAUGCCACCGCCGGUCCCAUCACGGACACAGCCAACGCUCCACAUGGCGGCUCUCCUUGGUACACCGUCGUCACCGACAGCAGCGUGCAAUGGGUCACUGGCUCCGACGGUCCCAAGCCCGUCACCAUUCUGUCAGAGCACACUCUCACUAUCGGCGGUAUCUCCACAAACGUUCCAGACAAUGGCAACUCUCUGACAUGCAUCACGACGAUCGGUCCCGAUGGACGUCCGACGAUCGUUGAGUGGCCAGUUGGUGACACUCAAGGUGCCAACGGAGGACAGCCAAUCUCUACCGCUGCUGGCGUCACCGUUGAUAUCAAUGGUAAUCCUCUUCCCCAAGGCGCUUCUACCGUCAUCCACCCUUCCACCCCUGUUGUCACUGGGAUGGACAGCCAAGGCGCGCCUCCCGUGGGUGGUCCUCCCAUGUCUACUGCCUGCACCACGUACACAGUCCUCGGCACAGACGGCAUUCCUACUGUUGUUCAUUCUUCUUGGCUCAUCCCUCAGAAUGCUCCCCCUACCGCUGCGUCCGGUGCCCUGCCCACCGCUGGCCCAGCUCCUGCGCAGAUUGGUAACUUACCCAAUGGUGACGCGGUCACAACUUGCACCACCUACACAAUGCUGGGCGCGGACGGCAAACCUACUGUGGUUGAAUCCACCUUGGUCCUCCCGGGCGCCCAGAGCACUCAGGCAGGAGUUCCCGGCGCUCUUUCCAGUGGCAUUCCCGGCUCCCCAGGUCCCGUCAUCUCUGGCGGCGCUGGCAGCCAACCUGCCAUCACCACGUGCACUACAUACACUGUGCUCGGAGCUGACGGUCGCCCUACCAUCGUGGACACAACGUACCUUGUCCCUGGACCUGUCGCUACGCCGGUUGUCAGCAAUGUCGGCGGAGGAGUCGUCACCGGCGCCCCGGGUCAGCCCAGUGGUUCUCCCGGGCAGCCGCUGCCCGGCAACGCCGGUCAACCUGGGAUCACGGCAUGCCUCACGUAUACUACCAUCGGCCCUGAUGGACGCCCCACCAUUGUCGAGUCCACCGUGGUCAUGCCUGCCAGUGAUGCAGUUCCAACGGCAAGCGGCCUGGGCCUUCCAUCAGCCGUCCCUCCACAGCAAUCUGGACUACCCCAGGGGAUCUCUGCCACUGCUGGUAAUCUCAUCACCACGGCUGUGACCGUCGAUGUCCUGGGCCCCAAUGGAGUUGCCACGCCUGUUGUCGAGACCAUUGUGCUGACGCCUCCCACGAAUGGAGUAUCUGUGCUUCCCACUGUCACAUCGCUCGGGUUUCCCUCCAUCGCUCCCGACCAGAUGCCGACAAACCUUCCCCAAGGCAUCCCUCCCUUCACACCAGGCAAUGCGGUCACUACUUGCGUUACGGUUGACAUCGUUGGUCCCAAUGGUGUGGCCACGCCCGUUGUCCAGACGAUUGUCUUGACACCCAUCGCUCCUGGCUCAGGCAACCCCACCGCAGGUCCCAUUGUGAACACAGCUGGACUACCUCUUCCAUCCUCUGGCCAAGUCCCAGGAUUGAGUACCGCCGCGUCUGGUGUUCCCCCGCUUGAUGCGUAUGGUUCGGAGCAGCCCAACCUGCAGACAGUCUUUCCUCCCUCCGCUGCGGUCUCUGGAGUUGAUGGCUUGCCUACAGGCAUUACUCCUGGCUCGGGCAAUACUGUCUACACAGUCGUCACUGGUUCCAACGGAAUUCCCGUGUUGUCACCCGUCACUGGACUCCCCCUCCCUUCGUACGGAAGCUCUGAACAAGCUGGUGCGGUUCCCGGAAACAAUGGGGCCCCUGUAGGUGUCCCUACUGGAGCUGGCCAAGUCCCCAACGGGUAUGGAUGGGGUGAGUCGCAGGCUGGUGCCGCCUAUGGCCCGCUCUCCUUCGGUGCUGCUGCGACGGCCCUGCAGACCGCCACCUGGACCAACGUCAUUCCGGAGCAGACCACAACGUACACAAUCAAUUUCCCUUUCACGACGCUGGUCACUGUCGCAGUGCCCGAAAAGCAUGCGCUGAAGCGCCAAGUGAGGCCGUCGCCGUCACCACUCAUUACUGCAUGGGCAAACUCUACGACCUCAUCUCUGCCGGGCCCUUCCACACCGGUCCCUACGACAUCCUCUGUGCCUGAUCAUGGGAGUUCGCAGAUGUGCCCGUCCGGGGGCAAGAUUGGGAACACCACUGUCGAUUUUGACGACAUCAAGCCCGGCCCGUUGUUCAAUCCCUCAGGUGACAUCUGGUUCUCCGAAGGGUUCCUUGUUGCCCCCCCUUCAACCCCCGUGUCUCAAUCCUUUGCCCCUGCGUCUGGCGGCCAACUCGUCGAGUUUGUGCCUGCUUCUCUUUCUGGCUCUCCUACCUCUCAUGGCGCCGAUGUUGCGGAGAUUGGCGUUGGCCCCAAUUCCGCGAACCCCUGCUUCCGUUUCGACUUCCUCGGUGCUAGUCUCGGCUGCGCGGCGCAGGGCAACGAAAAGUGGUGCGAGUUUGACAUCUCGGCCUACACCUUCAACGAGGGCUCUUUCAGUGAGCAGUCCAUUGCGUGGUCUGAGACGAAGCGCGUUCCGGCUUGCCCUACGUUCCCCAGCAGCAGCUGUGCUCUGACCCCUGUCGAGUUCGAAGGCUACAGAAACAUCACUUCUGUCUUGAUCAGUCUCCAUGUCGGCUUGGACUUGCGUGCCUGGUGGGGCGACGACUUCAAGUUUGGAUGGAGCGACAACAGCUGCGAGGCUGCCAGCUGCCGUGAGCGUGCUCUUCCUCACCGCGUCAAGCGUGAGGCUGUUGAGACGGCCAUUCGACAUGGCGUGUGGCACUGGACGCCUGCAGGUCUUCAGCGCCUUGACGAUGAGUACAUCUGGGAGUCGGCGUCCUGA